ACACUCUCUCUCUCUUCUCUUCUCUUCUCUCGUGAUGCUUUACCAACUCUUCCAAGAGUUCCAAUCUGUACAAUAUAUGUAGAAAGAUCAAUACUUGUUCUUCUUCCUUUGAUCAAACUACAUUCAUUGAUAACAAUUCAUGGAAAUGGCCACCAUUUCAUCAAGUCCAAGAACUGUAGAAGACAUCUUCAAAGAUUACAGCGGUCGACGAGCUGGAAUUGUUCGUGCUUUAACCUACGAUGUCGACGACUUCUAUGCUCUCUGCGAUCCAGACAAGGAGAACUUGUGUCUGUAUGGUCAUUCAAAUGAGAACUGGGAAGUUGCACUUCCAGCAGAAGAAGUUCCACCUGAGCUUCCAGAGCCUGCAUUAGGGAUAAAUUUUGCUAGAGAUGGUAUGAGUCGUAGAGAUUGGCUUUCUCUUGUUGCGGUUCACAGUGAUUGUUGGUUGCUUUCUGUCGCGUUCUAUCUUGGAGCCCGUCUUAACUGGAAUGAAAGGAAGCGCUUAUUCAGCUUGAUCAAUGAACUACCCACUGUUUUCGAAGUAGUGACUGAAAGAAAACCUUUGAAAGAAAAGCCUAGUGCUGAUAGUGGUAGCAAAUCCAGGGGUAGCACAAAGAGAACCAGUGAUGGGCAAGCUAAAAGCAAUGCGAAGCUGGCAGAUGAGAACUAUGAAGAGGAUGAAGAUGAACACAGCGAUACACUCUGUGGGAGUUGUGGUGGAAAUUAUAACGCGGAUGAGUUUUGGAUUGGUUGUGAUGUCUGCGAGGGAUGGUACCAUGGAAAGUGUGUGAAGAUUACUCCGGCUAAAGCAGAGAGUAUUAAGCAAUACAAGUGCCCGUCUUGCAGCAUGAAGAGAGGCAGACAAUAAGAGAAGAAACCAAGUGACAGACAAAUUGGUAGAGCCUGACUAAAUAUAGUAUACAGAAGAGAUAUCACUUUCCUGAUACACUUGUAAUGGAGUUGUUAUUAUUAUUAUUAUUAUUAUUAUGAUUGUUUACUUAUAGUUAUUGGUUACACUGAGCCGGAUGCAACCCACAUUUCUCCCUUUCUAAGUAUGAUUUUGUAAUAAUUAAUAAUGUAUUUAAGCUAUCUUAAUUAAAAUAUUGUUAUGUUUGAUGAUA
Molecule: messenger RNA, 1121 nt
Organism: Impatiens glandulifera
Lineage: Eukaryota; Viridiplantae; Streptophyta; Magnoliopsida; Ericales; Balsaminaceae
Product: PHD finger protein ALFIN-LIKE 2-like
Exons: 5
Coding region: 140-868 (242 amino acids)
Biological process (GO): regulation of DNA-templated transcription
Cellular component (GO): nucleus
Molecular function (GO): transcription coregulator activity; transcription cis-regulatory region binding; histone binding
Source: RefSeq, a predicted model, not a curated record